Mitosporidium daphniae is the source of this 1029-nucleotide messenger RNA. RefSeq names its product ATPase. Gene Ontology annotation, molecular function: P-type ion transporter activity. The record is from RefSeq and is a predicted model, not a curated record. NCBI's taxonomy places the organism in Eukaryota, Fungi, Microsporidia. Bases 1 to 1029 code for a protein of 342 amino acids. Gene Ontology annotation, biological process: intracellular calcium ion homeostasis. Gene Ontology annotation, cellular component: endoplasmic reticulum membrane. The transcript has a single exon.
AUGUUGGCGCGCUCAAGCAGGCGCAUAUUGGUUCGUGUGUUUUUUUUGACAAUUUCGCUAGGCGUGGCUUUGUUGGACGGCACUGCAGAAGAUUUGGAAAAGAUCGCGCAAAAUCAACGGAAAAUGGCCAUUAAGCGUCGUUACGAAGACCUUCGACGAAUGGGCAUAUCGGAGGCACAGAUUGCCAAAUUACAGGCCAAUGACAGAAACUUUGCAAAUCUGGUCAAUGACGACGAAGAAGAGGUUCCCAUGCUUCAGUUUGGCGAUGCCUCGGUUGCCGCGCCGUUUACCUCGAAAAUCGGGACCCUAGAAUCGGUUUGCCAUGUCCUCAAACAAGGCCGUGCCACGCUUGCGGCCACCUUUCAAAUGUACAAGAUUCUUGCUUUGAAUUCUCUGAUCACAGCAUAUUCCCUUUCUGUUCUACAUAAUGCCGGGGUGCGGCUCGGAGAUUUCCAAUUGACCAUCUCUGGCCUACUUUUGUCGUCCUGCUUCUUUUUUUUAUCCCGAUCAAAGCCUCUGUCUACGUUGAGUAAAGAGAGGCCUGCUUCUACCAUUUUUACCGUAUACUCGAUCACUUCCAUUAUUGGCCAGUUUGCGGUCCACUGCUUUGCUCUGAUCUAUUUGGACCAGUGUAUCCGCAUCUAUAGUCCAGAAAAACCGCUGCUCCAUUCGGAAGACUAUACGUUCACUCCAUCUUUGAUGAAUUCCUCUAUUUAUCUGUUGAGUUUACUAAUGCAAGUGUCAACAUUUGCAAUCAACUAUCAAGGACCGCCCUUUAGAGAAUCAAUGCUCGAUAAUGGCGGGCUCAAAAAAUCGCUUUUCGCCGUCGGUUCUUUUGUUUUGGUUUCGGCCGCCGAAAUCUUUCCCGACAUGAACGAAAUGAUGCAGAUCGUCCCAUUUCCACCUGGAUUUUCGGCCAAAUUGUUAUUUUUAAUGAUCUCCGACUUUUUCAUUUGUUUUGUUAUCGAAGUGACAUCGAAAAGACUCUUUUCUAAGGUUGAGCCAAAAUGGAAGACGACCUCCAAAUAA